This is a messenger RNA of Penaeus chinensis, 6776 nucleotides long. RefSeq names its product putative phosphatidate phosphatase. Gene Ontology annotation, molecular function: phosphatidate phosphatase activity. The coding region runs from base 52 to 945 and encodes 297 amino acids. NCBI's taxonomy places the organism in Eukaryota, Metazoa, Arthropoda, Malacostraca, Decapoda, Penaeidae. The transcript has 6 exons. The record is from RefSeq and is a predicted model, not a curated record. Gene Ontology annotation, biological process: signal transduction; phospholipid metabolic process; phospholipid dephosphorylation.
CGGGUAAGGGUGAGGUGUGCGUCUGCAGCUGCUGUGUUUCGUCUCUAUAAAAUGCCAGGAAUGGAGGUGAAAUACAUCAGUAAGAUCGUCGUCGACUUUGUAUUACUAUCGAUAGUGACAGGCUGCAUUUUUGUGGUGAAGAAAGUGUGGCCCCCCUUUCAAAGGGGAAUGUUUUGUGGUGACAAAUCAAUCAGCUACCCUUAUGUUGAUGAUUCAGAUGAAAAAGUGUCUGAUGGAGCCCUAUUGCUUAUUGGGGUUGUCAUGCCCAUGGGCCUGAUCUGCGUCUUAGAAUGGUUCCGUGUGCGUCGCGAAACAGUUGGCAAGAAGGUGGUCAUGUGUGGCCGUGACCUCAACUCCUGGUUCUGGGCAGCCUACUCUGCAAUUGGGCCAUUCCUCUUUGGCUGUGCAACUUCACAGCUCACCACUGACAUUGCCAAGUAUAGUGUUGGUCGCCUAAGGCCACAUUUUAUUGCAAUCUGCAAGCCAGAUUGGUCUAAGAUUAAUUGCUCUGAGCCGUUUCUGUAUGUAGACCCCAUUCCUUGCACAAGUGAUGAUGAUCACAGAAUGAAGGAAGCUCGGUUGUCCUUCCCCUCUGGGCAUGCGUCUUUCUCAGCAUAUACCAUGAUAUAUUUUGUGAUUUAUCUCCAAGUUCGUUUCAAGUUCAAAACCCCCAAGUUGGUGCGGCCUUUCCUACAGUUCGUAUGCCUAAUGAUGACCUUCUACACAACUGUUUCACGUAUAUCUGACUAUAAGCACCACUGGUCGGAUGUUCUCUUUGGCUUUUCAGAAGGAGCUCUUGUUGCAGUUCUUGUUGCUCGCUUCGUAUCAGACUUGUUUCCUGAGGAACGGCACUCCACAGUCUCAAAGCGCCAGGUUGUUGCUUUACAGGAUUACCAUGAUGGAGAAAAUGAAAAUAAUACAAUUCGCACUAAUUUAGGUGAAUGAAAUCAUCUUUGCACAAAAUGAAUUCAAAACCAUCGUACCACAAAAUACAGAAUGAAUACAUGUUCAUUCACCUAGAUAGUAGGUAAGACCAGUGUAAAAAGAAAGUUUUCCUAUUUUUGAAUAAUUUUACUUAUUAGGAAUUUUAAACCAGGUUUGAGGAGAUGCAUCUAAAGUCUGUUGAAAUAAUGUGAACACAUGCUGGUGCAUUUAAGCUACUGUUUAACAGUGCUUACUGCAUGGAAGUCAUUGAAGAGGAACAGGCACUGGCAAAUUGUGAUGCUUUUUAAACAUUUUGAAAAUACAUGAAGGUUUGGGUAAUUUCACAUAUACUUAUUUAAUCAAGGAAGUACAACAGUUGGAGUACCUGAUAGCAAUUACUGUUUGCUGUUAAAUCUCCUAUACAUGUAUGUCAUUGUAUUACAACUGUAUUAAAAUACAUUAAGGAUGAAUCUUCCUGUAAUGCACUCCAUCCAAUGAGGGUUUAUUUAUAUCAAAUUUAAGACCCUUUCUUUCUAGAAUGACAUCAAAAUAAAUACUGGGUAAAUGCAUAUGAGCCUUUGAACAUCAAAAUUUUAAAUUAUUAAGUAAUGACAUUGUCUGAUUUUGAAUUUACAUGAACCUGUACGUUUGUACAAGCAUUUGUGCAUUUGUGUAUGUGUCUAGUGUACUAGAUGCACUUUAUUCUAAACUUCAAUAUUUAUGUACAUAUUUAUGUACUCUUGUAGUAACAGUCCUUGACUGUUUUUAAAAGUGCAUACAUACAUUUGUGAAGUUGCACAUCUUUACCAACUUCCAAUGGAUAGAUAUGUGGGAGAAUGCAUACAUGAUGGAUUAUAUGUUUGUUCUUAUGGCAAUUGCUGACUUGUUGUUACUGCUGGAUAUUAUACCAAAUGUAAAGAAUGUUUGUAGUAUGGUUUAUCAUUCAUAAUUUUACGGAGUCCAAAGUAUGUGUAUAUUUGUGCACUAUCUUGUGAAAUACCAAAAGGGAACCAGCUGUAACCUCCAUGUUUUUUAAAAUUUGCUUUUAAAGAAAGGUUUGCAAAAAGAGCUUUUGCACUUUUGUGUAAAUUUUGCAUUCUUAACUUGGAAGAGUUAAGCAGUGUGCUUGCAUUUGCAGCAGGUGGAACAAAGAUCGAGUCCAUAAUAUCAAAAAUAUAACCCCUCUAUCUGUGAGAUAUUUUCCAUGCACACAGUUUUACAGAUACAUAAUCAUUUGCAUUAAGCCUCACUUCAAAUGAUUAUGCUUGUGUAAAUUUGCGGGUGUAUUUUUCCAUAUGUCUUCUUGGAUAUUAUCUGUGUCUUCUAAAGCAUUGCAGGGUAACAUUUCUAUUUCUCAUAUUGUGAAUUGGUAUUAUAUAUGUGUGUGCAAAGGAAAUGCAUUAUGCAGUGUGUAGAUAUGAAGUUGUUAGCAUUUUAUCAAUAGCAGCAGCAUUUAUGUUUGAAUUAGUAAUGAAUGCUGAAAAAUGUGUACCUAUCUUUCAGAUGAUUGGUCUUAUUUUUUUCACUCUCUCUUUCCUUCCAUAUUCAGCCAUCAGUAUACAUUUAAACUAGUAUCUUGAAAAAAUAUUAACCCUGAAAGCUGCAUACUCAGCAGUAGCUUUAUAUAGAUAGAUAAAUAUUCAGAGAUGUGGGAAUAUCCCUUAAGUUAUAAUGUCAGUGCCCAUUAAUGCUUGUGGGACUUUUUGCCAAACCCUAUGUGAAUUUUUUUGUAUUAUGAAUGGCUACCUUAAAAUUUGUGAACAAAUCAGCCACCAUCAGUUUGUUGGAAGUUUUGUUUUGAAGUUAACAUUGUGUUUGUAUAUACAUUUAGCUUUUUCAUCCUGCUAGCAUUGAUGGCUACAUUGUUGUAUAUACUGUAAAAUUAUAUGUUGACUAAAUUUAACAUAGGAGUGAUAACCAAGUGAGUUAAACUAUCUAAAGAAACAAUUGUAUUUAUGGUGUAAAUACAGCCUUUUUAUUUUUUUAUUUGCAUUCCUGAGUGUUAGAAUGGUUUACUGAAUAAGUUUUAUAUUUUCUGAUAUCACUAUGGAGUUCCCUUUAAUUUGUUGGAGAUGGGAUUACUGCCUGCUAAACUGAGCCACGCACCAGGGAUCACAUGUGGUCAGCUGCUUAAAGAAAAAAUGAGAUGCUUAGGGAUUGGUUGUAAUAACAUCUCUUUCUGUUUAUGUUUGGCUGUGGUAUACACAUUUUUUAAUCCUACAUUUGGAGGACCUUAGGCUCUGAAUUGACAUGCCCAGACCCAGGCAAGUGAGUAACUGUUUAGGGUGUAUGAUUUGGAGUUGGCUGGCUGAGCAUGGUGCGUAGCUUUGCAAAUCGGCAUUCGGCUUAGGCUCGUAAUGACAAGAAUAAAUGUCCACAGUAAUUAAGUAAUGGGUUAAUCUAGAUUCUUGCUUCGUCCAUUUUUCUUUUUUCUCCUUUAUUCUUUAUUCUUUACUUAUUCAAUUGAAUGAUUAAUUGAAAAAUAAUACUGGUGAUUAUCUGUAGAUAUUUUGUGUGUGCACAUUUUUGUUUGUUUGUGUUACUGCAUGUGAUUGUGUGCAUGGACCUAUGUAUGUGUGUAUCGUUGUCUGCAUGUUGAUGUAGGUGAAUGUGUUUGACUUUAAUUGUGGAUAAUAAUGAUUUUUAUUGUUUUCCUAUUUUUUUUUUUUAUAUAUGUAUAUUUUUUUUUAUAUAGUUUGCAAUGUAAUGUUUGAAGGUGAUAUUAAUGAUGGUGCUUUUUUAUCAUACUUAUGUGCACAUUGUAUCUUUCAUAAUCAGGAAUGUCCUAGGUUAGUGAAAAUGUCGGUAGCUUACUUACCUCAACAAAGUUAUAUGCUUCUACUAGCAGUAAGAAUGGUUCAGAAUUUUUAUGAAAUGUGGAAUAAUUUGAUUAAUGUGAAUACAAAAGCAUCAGUUUCAUCAGAGUUGGAUUUUGAUGAUAGUAUGCUAAUUCUUUUAUGUUAAUUAAAAAUGCUUCACAAAGAUUAUACUGUUUUGUUGUUUAUUUGUAUUACUGUUGUUAUUUUUUUAUUUUGCUGUUAUUUCUUUCAUUAAGAGGGAAAAGUUAAAUGAUCAAAACUUAGCUUGUUGCUUCCCAUUAAACUGCUGUUACUUCCCAUGAAUUAGGUUUAAGGUAAAGAUUGAUAUGUCCUGGUAAAAUGCAACAAAAAUAACAAGAACAAUCAAACAUUUUUUUAUUAACAGUGACACUUUGGGAUAGUUAAUAUCUGAGGUAUUAGUCCAUUAGAAGAGUAUUAUGAUUUGCAAGGGUUGUAAUUUUUUAUUUUGGGUGUUUUUGUUAUCUGUUUUUAUUUUUAGUUACUAAUAUCUGGUUAUUGAUUUGGCUUCAUUGUAACAGAUUUACCCCUGGCUAAAUGCGUUGUGAUCUCUUAACAAAUAGCCAGUAAAAUUGAUUCCGGUUCAUUGCUUUUGCACUUCUGGUGGAAAAUGUAAUGUUAACUUUAUUUGGAAUCUGAAGGAAGGAUCAUUUGUAAAACUAUUCUCUGAUAUAGAUUUUAGUAAACAUGCCAAAAUGGGUAAAUGUUUGAAUAAAUACUGAAGUUUCAUGUAUGUCAGUAGGUUAUCAUAAUGAUGGUAAUUAUGAUUAUUGUUAUUAUUGCUGUAUUUACUGAUUCCAUAAACAUCAUCAUUAAUAUUCUUUCAUGACAUUAAUCAUUAGAUAGUAAUGACAUGAUGAAAAGUAAGGAUGAUUCAAACAAUAAUUAUUUGUAUUGUUAAUUCUAAUAACAAAAUUGAUUUAGUUCUACGUUUCUGAUUAUUACGGUUUUCUCUGCCAGUGGUGUUCAGUCAGAUGGUAUAAUUUCAAAGUUAUACUGAACAACAUAAAGCCCACAUAUAGCUAUAUGUAGAUCCUUAUUACACUUAGUAAAAGUAGUUAGAAUGUUGUUUUCUUACUUUUAUAAAAAAGUGAAAUGUAAUUGGCUUUGUGAAGAUGUGUAGCAAACUUGACCAGCAGUAUAAAAUGCAUUGUGUGCUUUUAGGGAGAUCAAUGUCCAUUGUAAGCUGAAGGAAAGCAAUGGAUUCAGAGGUUUGUUUUGAAGUGUUUGAUUUUAAAUUGUCUUUCUUGAAAUACUACCGUGUCACCCCCGAUAGCUCAUCAGCUGCAAAUUACAAUGUAUAAGCCUUGAUGUUUGUCAUAUAAUGGCAAGGUCAUUUUGAUUAUUUGACUCUUUGUAAUUUUGCGGUUAGUGGCAGCCCACUGAACAUUGUGGUAUAGGGAUGCAUAUACUGAUACUUGCAUGUACAGUUUGUCUAUUAAUGGAAUCCUCUGAUGGGUCAACCAACACACAAGUUACAGUUGAAUUAGAAAAUAUACAGAUUGGCACAACAGGAGCUAGGAAUUCUCUAAAUAUGAUGGUCCAUUUUUAUUUGAAAGAUAUGGCUUAACAUUUACCAAUUUAGCACAAUUAAACUUUGGUGAAAUUCUGAGAUUAUUCCCUCUAUACAGGCUCCUCUAUUGCCUUUAAUUUGAAAGUGAUAUUUUACAACUGAUACUUUUAUUUAUUUCUCUCUUGUCCAAUGCAAGUAUAGGUAUUUUUUUAUUUUUGUAUAGUUAAUCAACUUGCAGGAAUGAUGGAUAACUCUGGAGCUUUUAUUUAAAGCUCUCAGCAAUCAGCCAAGUUUCAGUUAUUUUUGUAUUUGCAUUAAACCUUCAAGAAAAAUAGCAACAUAAGAUAUUAACCUUAGUGUUAAAGGAAUUGAACUAACCGUCAGAUUAUAAUGUUUGUAUUGAUAGAUUUAAAUAAGUAAAUAUUUUGUGCCAACACCCAGCAAGGAUACACACCUCCAGCACACACACAUACACACGCACACUGUGACAGAAAGAACAAAGAAAUCACUUUGAGCUUGUAGGUGACGUGGUCUGGAAAUAUGCCCUUGAGAGGGAAGAAAAUAGCUAAUGCUAGUUUUCACCUCGGUUUUAAAUCAUAAAAAAUGCAUGUAAGCAUUUUGUUUCAUCUCUUUUAGGCUGUAAGUAGGAUUGCUCAUAGUUAUUAUUUAUGACAUGUGCUUUUCAAUAAUGAAAGCAGUCAAAGUGGAAACCAACUGAGAAAAUGCUUGCUUCCACUAAAAAAUAAUCAUUAUAUACCUGUGUAUAUCAUUGUCUGUCUAUUCAUCAGAUACACAUAGAAUGCAUGUUAAUCUAGAAAAUUAAUUAGAAAGUUUUAAAAUAACUUAAUAACUCAAAAACCCUUUGACUUUUAUAGACUAAAAUUGAAUAAUGCCACAAAAACAUAUUCAAUAAUUAUUAAGGGGUUUACAUAUAGAACAAAUUCUUAGAGACAUUAAACCUAUUUUAAGAAAAUGUAUUUACGAACAUUUCCUUUCAUGAAAUACAUUAUAUCCAUAUGAAAUAAAUAAUCUUGGAAUUAAAGACUUAAUGCUGUUUUAUUAUGAAAUUGCUGCUUCAUAAAUACAGUUUGAUUUCAUACAAGAUUUUUUUUAUUUGUGAAUUUGACUGUGUUCAUUUUUUGUUUCCAUUAUUUUUAUCACUAAUUUUGGGCUUACCAUCAGUGCAUAAAUGAAACUUAUUUGGUGUGAACUCCUUUAGCAGUGAAGUGUACUUGAACCUGCUUUUUGUUUACUUGAAAGAAACCUGGUUGUGGAGGUAUAUUUUCAAACACAAAUUUAAAACACAGAUGUAGUUAAAGUUCAACUACUAUGUAUUUUAGGUAUAUUCAAGAGUUUUUCUAGUGUGCAUAAUAUUAGUCUUGUUUUUUUCACAUCUGUUCAUUAUUAACAAGAUCGUAUAUUCUUACUGCAUUACAGUCACCCAGGAAUUGUUUGUGAAACAAAACAUUCAUUUUUAUAAAAAUAUAUUUUAUUUCACAAAA